AUGUUGGUCACUUGUAAACACGUUGGGCUAAAACAUGCACAAUUUUCAGUAGGAAAUGAACCCGACCAUUAUGCCGGCGGCUCGCGCCCAUCAGGCUGGUCCUCUUCAGACUACGCAGCCCAAUUUCUUGGAUGGACAGACGUGCUAUCCAGGAAUCUCUCCUUGCCUCCACAUAUUUUUCAAGCAGGAAGUUUUGCGGAUGAUCCUACGCCAAGCGCUUCGAUGAAAACUGUCGACAUCAUCAACGAGGGCAUUGAUACCACUGGCGUCGUGAAAUAUUAUAACCAACACAUGUAUCAGUAUUCGACAUGUGAUCCUGCGAGGAAUGUUAAGACGACAUUACCGAACUUGGUGAAUCAUCAAAACAUCACUGCAUACGUUGAUCUCUGGAAACCUCAAAUUGCGGCCGCUCGCAGUGUCGGAAAGGGUUUCGUCGUUGGCGAAUAUAGCUCUAUCUCUUGCUCUGGCAAACAAAACGUAUCGGAUACGUUUGGUCAGGCUCUGUGGUUGGCAGACACUGUCCUGUACAGUGCCUCUUUGAACAUUUCUAGAAUGUAUAUGCACCAGGGCGCGACAUUAGUGUUUCAAAGCAGUCAACAAGCGAACAGUCCUGGAUUCUCAUGGGUACACAGGCAUCUCAGUACUAUAUGUUCUUGGAUAUUGUCGGAAACUAAUGGUCAUUGUCCCCUAGUACAAUCUCUGGUAUCCGGUUGA
This is a messenger RNA of Heterobasidion irregulare TC 32-1, 714 nucleotides long. Its product is annotated as glycoside hydrolase family 79 protein. Lineage: Eukaryota; Fungi; Basidiomycota; Agaricomycetes; Russulales; Bondarzewiaceae. The record is from RefSeq and is a predicted model, not a curated record. Bases 1 to 714 code for a protein of 237 amino acids. The transcript has 5 exons.